Molecule: messenger RNA, 315 nt
Organism: Paramecium tetraurelia
Lineage: Eukaryota; Ciliophora; Oligohymenophorea; Peniculida; Parameciidae
Exons: 3
Source: RefSeq, a predicted model, not a curated record
AUGAAGGUUUUUGCUAUAAUGGCUUUGUUGCUAAUAACAGCAUACUCUCAAUCAAACGAAAUAGAUGUUGUGUUGAAGAUGCUUGGGGAUUUAAAAAAUGGCACAAUCAAGCAAUUAUAAGAAUUGGAGAGUGAUUGGGAAGCAACCAAAUAUCAAAAGCAAGACAUUGUUAAUGAUUUAUAACGGGUGAAUGCAAUAGAAGAGAUUAAGAAUGGGCAAAUAAAGAGCGUGACAUUAGAAUAACACUUAGCUAUAUUAAUUGGCUUGAGAAGAGAAUCAAAGAGAAUAAUGAAAGACUUUAAAGAUUGGAUGUGA